Dioscorea cayenensis subsp. rotundata (Guinea yam) is the source of this 1558-nucleotide messenger RNA. RefSeq names its product protein SENSITIVE TO UV 2-like. The record is from RefSeq and is a predicted model, not a curated record. The coding region runs from base 60 to 1532 and encodes 490 amino acids. Lineage: Eukaryota; Viridiplantae; Streptophyta; Magnoliopsida; Dioscoreales; Dioscoreaceae. Gene Ontology annotation, biological process: DNA damage response. The transcript has 9 exons.
UUCUCUCUCCCAACGCCGGCUUCCAUCGGCCGGGAAACGAUCGCCGACGAUCGCCGGAGAUGAGUCUUGAUGGGAUCGAUGAAUGGGAUGAGAACUUCUUGGAUGAAGCCAUCCGCGUCGAGCUCGAGGCCAUCUCCUCCCGUAACCUCCCGUCCUCCGAUCCUCUCCGAAACCCUACCACGCCGUUUCGACCAAACCCUCAACCAUUCACUUCGUUAGGUUUCGAUGGCGUUGGUGAAAGUGUGGAUCUAUGUUUCUCGCCGCCCAGGGAGCUCUCUCAGAGGUUCGUGGAGAAACCCCAACCCAGUGUUCUGGUUGAGGAUUGCGAGAUCGUGGAGCAUUGGGUGGGGUUGAGGAAUGGCGCGUGCGAUGGUGGUCGAAUCAAGAAGGAUGGAGAAGCCAAAGAAGUUGAGAAACUGAAGAGAGAAUUGGGGCGUCUAUCCAAGCAGCUUAAUCAUAUGGAACAUGAAUGUGCAGAACUCCAGAAGGACAGAUCAAAGAAGGAUGAGCAACUUAAGUCUGCUUUUUCACAAAUUGAGGCUAAAGAUGCUGAAAUCAAUCGAUUGAGUAAAUCCAAUAUCAAGGCAAUUUCACAGGCUGAGCAGAGAAAAAAUACUAGAUCUUCUGUGAAGGUCAAUAAAACUGUUGAGCCUACAGGAGAAGCCAUUCAGGCUGAUGGAACAUCUUUAGUCUCUGAACUGAAGCGACGUGUGGUAAUUGAUGCAGGUUUGACCACAUCAACUGGACUCCCUUUACAGGAGAAUUCUUUUCAUGAGAAUACUGUUCAAACGAAGUCUAGUAAGGAAAUAGGAGUCCAAACAGACACUGUUCAGCAUUGUGGUCUUACUGCAUUGAAGGAUGAAAAAAUUGGAGCACAUGGUGUCUCUAGCAAGCUGUGUGCAAUCUGGGGUACUGGAGAUCCUGAAAUGUCUGGACAGAGUUUGGUCUCAAAGUUGUUUAUAACAUGUUCGCUAGAAUUUUCUGUACUCUUCAGGUGCAUGAGUACAGAAUCUCAAAAUACUCUGGACACUCUGCCAGACAAACCUUCUUCUAAUGUAUUAUCAAAUGAUGGAAAGAACUUGAAUCAGCCAGCUGAGAUUACCAAGGUUUCUUGCCUAUAUGCAGUACUAAUGAAGAUUCAUAAGGGCGUAGUUCAGCUGGAUGCUCUAGUCAGCAUUCUACUUGACCUUUGUGACCUUGAAAAUGCUGUUUUUGUCCAUUGUUCUCUGCAUAUUUUGUAUGUCGUUUUGCAACACGUUUUGUCCUGCAAUGCCAGAUAUGACAUAAGGGACAAUAUCUGUAUGGAACAGUGUUCCAGUAGCAGCACUCAUAUGGAGAAAACCAUGAAGCAGAAAAUUCAACUUAUAAACUUUGAUGAAUUUGGAAGUGUGCACAUUGGAAAAAUGGCAUCUGGAAUUCCACUGCACACAGAAGAUUUUGAUUUGGGAUAUUUAUGUAAGACUAGAGGUGGGACUGGGAGUCCCAAUAAAGGCAUGAUUCUUUCUUCUGGAAAAUUGGAUUUCAUUGUUUGAGAAAAUGCAACAAAUUGCUUCUGGGA